AACAAAACGGCGACGUCUGGUGUGUCAGUCUAUUUCCCUCCAAAUUGAAGGUCAGGGAAAGGGUUUAUAAACCAAAUUGGAGGUUUUUUGUUGGGUGUGUAUAUACUCUCUGAUAAAGCUCAAGAAAAAGGAACAAAAUUUUUUAUAAAAUCAAGAAGAAAAUGGCGUCUUCUUCUUCCGCGGGUUCCGGCCCGGAAAUUCCAUGGGUUGAGAAGUAUAGGCCCACCAAAGUAGCUGACAUCGUCGGCAACGAAGAUGCCGUUGCCAGGCUCCAGGUCAUCGCCCAUGAUGGCAACAUGCCUCACCUCAUAUUGGCCGGUCCACCUGGUACCGGCAAGACUACUAGCAUUUUAGCUCUUGCACAUGAACUCUUGGGACCAAAUUAUAGGGAGGCUGUUUUAGAGCUUAAUGCCUCUGACGACAGGGGCAUUGACGUGGUGAGAAAUAAGAUAAAAAUGUUUGCAGUGAAAAAAGUCACUCUACCACCUGGCCGCCAUAAAGUGAUCAUUUUGGAUGAAGCUGACAGCAUGACAUCUGGAGCACAGCAAGCAUUAAGGAGGAUAAUGGAGAUGUACUCACAUUCCACUCGUUUUGCCCUUGCUUGCAACACGUCAUCCAAAAUUAUUGAACCGAUUCAGAGUAGGUGUGCCCUUGUACGAUUUUCAAGGUUAUCUGAUCAAGAAAUCCUUAGUCGUCUCAUGGCAGUUGUUGCAGCCGAAAAGGUACCUUAUGUUCCGGAGGGGCUUGAAGCAAUUAUAUUCACUGCUGAUGGGGACAUGAGACAGGCCUUGAAUAACUUGCAAGCUACCAACAGUGGAUUUGGAUUUGUCAACCAAGAGAACGUUUUCAAGGUUUGUGACCAGCCACAUCCCUUGCAUGUGAAGAAUAUGAUUCGUAACGUUCUGGAGGGAAAAUUUGAUGAAUCAUGUGCUGGUUUGAAGCAGCUCUGUGAUCUUGGUUACUCUCCCACUGACAUAAUAACAACCCUUUUCCGUGUCAUAAAGAAUUAUGAUAUGGCGGAAUACCUAAAGCUGGAGUUCAUGAAGGAAACUGGAUUUGCACACAUGAGGAUCUUGGAUGGAGUCGGUUCGUAUCUUCAGCUUUGUGGUCUGCUUGCUAAGUACUCUGUAGUUCGUCAAACAGCCAAAGCAGUAUAGUGCAUCGUGUUGUUGCUUUGAAGAUCUGAUAUCCCACCGUAGUUUCCUGGGGAAAUAUUCGUCUGUAAACUAAUCAGCGAAUCCUCUUGUCUAAUAUUGUGUUUAUGUUAUGGUUGUAGGAAGUUUUUUAUUCAGUGGAGGAUGGUAAAUGAUGACUCUUUUAGUGAAAUUUCCUUGAUCCA
Oldenlandia corymbosa var. corymbosa is the source of this 1339-nucleotide messenger RNA. NCBI's taxonomy places the organism in Eukaryota, Viridiplantae, Streptophyta, Magnoliopsida, Gentianales, Rubiaceae. The record is from the annotation of a GenBank genome assembly.